AUGAAAGAAAGACUUUUAGAUUUCGACAAUAUAUCAAAUGAAAUAACACUAUUUGAAAAUCCUUUUACAUUUGAUGUCAAUGUAGCAUUUGCAGAUAUACAGCUUGAAAAACAUUCAAUGAAAAAACAUUGGUGUGUGUCUGGUAACAAAGGUUCUAAUAGUUUUUUCCGCUUGGGUUUAUAUCGAAAUUUGCUCUCACCUGAAUACAGUAAUGAUUCAGAAUCAUCUCAAUCAAAUAAAAAUCCAAUUGAAAAUGAAUCCAGUACGGAUAGAACUUCUGUAUCAGAAGAACCUUCAGAAUCUAGCAAUGGAAAUGAAGCAGAAAGAGAUAACAAUGUUUUACUACAAAAAGGAGCAGAACCGAAGGAUACAUUAAUUGCUAUUGAAAAUAAUGAACUCCUUUUAAGAAAAGAGAAACGAAAUGCUAAUGAUGAAAGAAUUGAAAAAAAUAAAAUAAAUAACGAAGAAAUCCUGGAAAUAAUUGACUUUGAAAAAGAUUUUGAAAUUGAAGGUGAAUUAUCGUCUCUACACGAUAACAACACGAAUAACGUUAAUUCAAUAAUUAUUAAACGUAAAAGUGAUUUUGUUGAAAAUAAUGAAAAUAAAAUAAGUAAUUCACAAAAUUUCUUACCAUUCAAGAAGAGAUAUAUUAAAAAAAUUGCACGUAAAAAAAAAUUAACAGCCUCUAAAAAUUCUAAUCGUACAAAAAGAAUCAAUCGACCAGUUUUUGAAACAUCGCCACACGGUAAUCAAAAUUUAAUUAAUAGUUGUUUGGAUAGACCUAUUGAAAUUGAAAUUUUGAGUCAAGCUCAAGUUCAUGAAAUUUCUAGCACCCAAAUUUCACCACCGCACAAUGAUAUUAAUCUUCAGUCGCACCCGGCACAACAACUGGAGCAAUCUCAUGAAUUAGGAGAUGUUAGUGAACAGAUAAAUCACAUUACAAAUGUUCAAGAAAACGAACCUGAAGAAUCAGAACAAGAAACUGUCCCACGAGAACAGUAUGAAAAUUUAACAGUGGAUUUAUAUUAUGAUUCAGCUUUUACAGAUGUCGAACUUUUAGCUGAAAAUAUUGUUAAAAAGCAAAUUACUGAGGAUUUGUCUAGAGAAAGGAAAAGAAAACAAUUCCAGCCUCGUAAACAGCAGGAAAAAAUUAUAUCCACUGAGUCAUCAUCAGCUGCAAGUAGCAGUAGUAGCAGUAUUAGUAGCAUAAGCAGUUUUAAUAACAUGAGCAAAAGUGGUCACAGGAGCAAUAAAAAUAAAAAUAGUAGAAAGAAAAAUUCAAAAACAGAUAUAAAUAAUGUCCAAGGUGAACAGUUUUUUCGUUCCCAAGCGGGAACUAAUGAGAACGCAGAUGAUGAAUUUCGAACAGGAUUGGCAGAAACUACUGAAACUGAGUCAAAUUCCAGUAAAAAGCUUUUUCGUCCCCUUCUGGAAAAGAAAAAGAAAGGAAUAUCGAAGGCAAAUGAAGCAAUUGACGAAACUAAUGAGAAAAAUGAAAUUAAAAAAGUAGAUUUCCACAACUUAUUUACGGGUUAUUUUGAUACCCAUCCAUUUGGAAGACAGGAAAGGCUAGAACCGCUUAAAGAUCGAAAAAAAAAAGAAAUUGAUGAAAUGAAUUCCAAAGCAGAUAGUUUUGAAACUUAUAGGAGAAAUUUAUGUAGUCAUGACUGCUCCGAAAAAGUAAUUCAAUGCGACAAUGUUACUUCCUCAAAUUUAAAUGAAAGGGAAAUAGAGAAUAUGUUAGGGAUUUCACAUAAUACCGGGGAUUUGUUUGGUGACUGUAAUAAAUCUACAUCAAUGGUAAAUUCACCAACUAAAAUAAUUGUGGAAGAUGCAAAAUCUAAGAAAAUGGAGCUACCAAUGAAGAAAUUUCGAAUCAGAGUCAAUAAAAAUUUUUCAAAAAUUCUCCAAGCUGAUACCAUUCCUAAAGAAAGAUCAUUUAGUAUCGAAUCGAAACAAAAAGGAACAAAAUUGGUGAAAGAGGAAAAUGAAUGUCAAAUUAACAAUAUUUCUGAAAACCGAGAAAUAUAUACAAUUAAAAAAUCACCAUGCAAAUUUUUGCAUGCAGAAAAAGAAAAUAUUUUAGGAAUUUCAUAUAAUAGGAAGGAUUUAAUUGUGAACUGUAAUAAAUCAAAAAUACAAUCACCAACUAAAAUGAUAAAUAAAGACGGAAAGCCGAAAAACUUAAAGCCAGAAAUAAAGGAAUUGCGAAUCAAAGUCGAUAGGAACCUCUCAAAAAUUCUUAAAGAAAGAUCAUGCAAUAGAAAACUUGAACAAAAAGAAAAAGAUUUGAUGGAACAUGAAUAUAAAAGGGAAAUUAUAAAAACUUCUGAAAAGCAAGAAAUAUGUAAUACUAGAAAAGAUGCACCACGCAAAUUUUUCCAAAAUUCUGAAAAAUCCCCCUUCGAGAAAAAGUUUUACACAAAAUCAAAAAGUGUGAAAAAAAAAGGAAAUGUUCAAACGUCAGGAAAACAAAGUAAAAGUUCUAGCAUUUUUGAUUUUACUGCAUCACAAUCCAGUCCUUCAAACUCAGAUGACCCCACUAAAGAUGUAAUAAAAGAUUUAAUAAAAGCAGGAAGGGUUGAGGUUGUAAAAUAUAAGAAGGGUUCAGGGAAAUUGAAAACAAAAUUUAAAAAACCCAAACUUUGUAAAAAACAAAUUUGUGAGGACGGGUCGAAGCGAGCAGUGACAAAUCCAGCGCAAAAUACUAAUAACAUUGCAAAGGAAGUGGAUUUUGAAGCAUUUAAAAACGCAAAUAAUAAUGAUAAUGGAUUUGAUAAUGAUAUUUUUAUGUCUGAAGAAGUAAGUAGAAAUAAUACAAAUAGUUUAAACGGUUUGGCUAGACGUGGUAUAAAAAAUAGAGCAACACAAAAUCCAUAUUCCAGAUUGAUCGUUAAUUCUAGAAAAGUAAAGGACAAAAAAGUUUUGCUUGCUUUAGCAAAAAGCUUCAUAAGAAGGUCGGAGGAAAUGAAUAAAAAUCAAAGUGUUUUAACAAAGACGAAAAAACUAAGUUCAAAUGACCAAAUAGGAUCUGCUUCCCCUUGGCGUGUGGAAGAAGAUUUACCAAGUCUUUUCAAUUUUUCAAGAAACUCUGAAAAUUUACCGUCAUUUUCAUCAGAUGUAAUUAAUCCACCUAGUCCCCAACAAAAUAAAAACCAAGUAUUGCGUUCAUCCAGGAAUUUUUCAUUGAACAAGUCGCUUGAUAAUUCGAAUAUUGAAAACAUUCAACCUGCAUUUGAAAAUUCCAAUUUGAACAUAGAAACAAACCCAAAAAAAGGCAAAAUUCACCGUUCGCCUUUAAAGCAAAUUAACAUAAUAGAUAUAAUAAAUUUGCCAUUAUUGUCUAACAAUAACAGUACUCCUAUUCACCGACCAGCUGUAUUUAAUCCAUUUUCUCCCUUAGAAUACAACAGUCAAAAUGCGCUCUUUAAGAAACCCACCACGGAACUCAAAAAUCCAACGGCGGGAGAAGAAAUAACAAGUCUAUUUGGUUUUGACAGAGAUAUUGAAGAAGAGAGUGCAGAAAAUAUCGAAACCGUAAGCCUAGAUUUAAAAAACUCUAAGAAAAAUUUGCAUAAAAAGUUGAAAAAAUUAAAACGGCUGGUCCCGAACAACAAUUUAAGAGAAGUCAAUGAAGUAUCCAAGCCAACCAGAUUGUUUAAUAUAAAAACAAUCAGACCUAUAUUUGAAGAUACAACCAAAACUUUCCAACAAAAAAAUAUACCGCAAAUGCUAUCUUAUACGAAAAGUAAAACAGGAAAAAAAUAUGAUGAAAAAAAUUAUGAUCCGGUAGACUUAAAUAUUAGUUCUGAAGAAAGUGGAAAAGAAAUACAAAAUAAGAAUAUUGAAAACGAACCUACUUUAUUUGAAAUUGAAAAUAUUCCUCUUCAAGCUAGUAAUUCAAUACGAACAUAUGAGAGAUCUAAAAGAAAGCGCCCGAAAACUCGCCAUAAUUUUGUACUAUACAACGAUACUGACUCCGAUAAAGAAAGUGACGCAGAGCAGCCAAAGAAGAAAAAAAAAAAACACAGGAAUGAACCAAAGCAAAAUGAGGAGCUUAAAUCAUUUUAUAACGAUUUCAAUAACAUGUGUGCUGAAAUUGAAAAGUAUAAUUUAGUUGUAGAAUAACUUAUAUAUUUGAUAACUUAAGGGUUAAAAAUAGCAUUGGAGUAAGUUAAAAUUAAGGUUAAGGUAUGCAAGUGACUAAACUUAAAAGCGGAUGUAGUAAUAAAUUUAAUAAUAAUAAUAAUAAUAAUAAUAAUAAUAAUAAUAAUAAUAAUAAUAAAUUAAAAUAACUUCUUUUCAAAAUAUGUACACGUCUUUUUUUAUACCUUUUAUAAGAUUAUGCCAUUAAUGUCUACAUUUCUAAGUUUAUUCUAAUGUAUUCGAUAAAAUUUACUUUUAUUUUAAAAUAUAUGUAUGUAAUAAAGAAGUAAUAAAUGUAGUACUG
This is a messenger RNA of Condylostylus longicornis, 4450 nucleotides long. RefSeq lists its product as uncharacterized. Bases 1 to 4128 code for a protein of 1375 amino acids. Lineage: Eukaryota; Metazoa; Arthropoda; Insecta; Diptera; Dolichopodidae. The transcript is spliced from 8 exons. The record is from RefSeq and is a predicted model, not a curated record.